CGGAUGCAGACCCGGCAGCCGGGGAAGGGCCCACAGGACACGGAGCCCCAAGGGCACGGACCGAAAGCGGAAGUGUGUAACGGAUCUUCUUCCGGGCGGGCGCUGGAUCGUAACCACAGGUUCCGGGCACCUUAAUGAAAGGAGGGAACGCAGGUUGGACAGUUCAGAGUCCCAGGCUGCAACUGUGAAUUUCCCAAACUCCUCCUCGUGGUGUUGCUUUGCCAGCAACUGACAGAGAAGUUGACCAUCAUGGAGUCACCAGAGGAGCCUGGAGCAUCAAUGGAUGAGAACUACUUUGUAAACUACACUUUCAAAGAUCGGUCCCACUCAGGCCGUGUGGCUCAGGGCAUCAUGAAGCUAUGUCUGGAAGAGGAGCUCUUUGCCGAUGUCACUAUUUCUGUGGAAGGCCGGGAGUUUCAGCUUCACAGGCUGGUUCUCUCUGCUCAGAGCUGCUUCUUCCGGUCCAUGUUCACCUCUAACCUGAAGGAGGCUCACAAUCGGGUGAUUGUGCUGCAGGAUGUCAGCGAGUCUGUUUUCCAGUUGCUAGUGGACUACAUCUACCAUGGCACUGUGAAGCUCCGGGCAGAUGAACUGCAGGAAAUUUAUGAGGUGUCAGACAUGUACCAGCUGACAUCUCUCUUUGAGGAAUGUUCCCGGUUUUUGGCCCGCACAGUGCACGUAGGAAACUGCCUGCAGGUUAUGUGGCUGGCGGAUCGGCACAGUGAUCCCGAGCUCUACACUGCUGCCAAGCACUGUGCCAAGACCCACUUGGCCCAGCUGCAGAGCACAGAAGAGUUUCUUCACCUGCCACAUCACCUCCUCACCGAUAUUAUCUCGGAUGGAGUUCCAUGUUCCCAGAACCCAACAGAAGCAAUAGAAGCCUGGAUCAAUUUCAAUAAAGAGGAAAGAGAGGCUUUUUCAGAGUCACUCAGAACCAGCCUAAAGGAAAUCGGGGAGAACGUGCACAUUUACCUCAUCGGGAAAGAGGCCUCACGCACACACUCCCUGGCCGUGUCCCUGCACUGUGCGGAGGACGACUCCAUCAGUGUCAGUGGCCAGAACAGUCUGUGCCACCAGAUCACGGCGGCCUGCAAGCACGGUGGGGACCUGUAUGUGGUGGGAGGCUCCAUCCCAAGGCGCAUGUGGAAGUGCAACAACGCCACAGUGGACUGGGAGUGGUGCGCGCCACUGCCGCGGGACCGGCUGAAGCACACGCUGGUGUCCGUGCCCGGCAAGGAUGCCAUCUACUCACUCGGGGGCAAGACGCUGCAGGACACCCUCUCCAAUGCCGUCAUCUACUACCGCGUGGGUGACAACGUGUGGACGGAAACAACCCAGCUGGAGGUGGCAGUGUCAGGGGCUGCUGGUGCCAACCUCAACGGGAUCAUUUACUUACUCGGGGGUGAGGAAAAUGACCUGGACUUCUUCACCAAGCCUUCCCGACUCAUCCAGUGUUUUGACACCGAGACAGACAAGUGCCACGUGAAGCCCUACGUGCUGCCCUUCGCGGGCCGCAUGCAUGCAGCUGUGCACAAGGAUCUGGUGUUCAUUGUGGCCGAGGGGGACUCCUUGGUGUGCUACAACCCGAUGCUGGACAGCUUCACACGGCUCUGUCUGCCUGAGGCCUGGAGCUCGGCCCCGUCCCUCUGGAAGAUCGCCAGCUGCAAUGGCAGCAUCUAUGUCUUCCGGGACCACUACAAGAAGGGGGAUGCUAACACCUACAAGCUUGACCCUGCCACAUCAGCAGUGACUGUUACCAGGGGCCUCAAGGUGCUACUCACCAGCCUGCAAUUCGUGUUGGCCUAAGGCAGGGCCGGGGGAGUGGCUCACUCCUCCACCCUCCAGCCAGGCAGGGAGAGUGAGUCUCCCUCACUCACCACCAUCCAGCCAGACCCCAGGUCCCUGAGCCCAGUGCCCAGAAAGUGGUCUUUGGGACACUCCUAGGAAGGCAGCGUCCCAUCUUCCCCUCAUCCCCUAGGGUAACCUGCUGGGAGUUUUCUCACACUGCUGCUCUGCUGGCUGUGUGAACCCAUUCCUCUGCCCUCCCUGCACCUUGGGCCUCGCCUCUGCUGAAACCCCAGGCACAGUCCCGCCUCCUGUGAAGUAGACAGCCCCAGUGCCAGUGCAGAAGGACAGCCCUCCUUUCCCUGAAGGCUGUGGCACAGCUAACAGAGCUUUUCCCUCAGAGAAUGAGGGCCAAGGUCUCCCUCCCAGGUUUGGAUGGGAGAAGAAGCUGAAGGUGUCCUUCACCAGCCAGGGUCAGCUAUUGAAUUCAGUCAUUUGUCCUAGUGUUUUUCCAUCCAUCCAUCUGCAAAACGACUUCUGUUUUUUUGUAUCUCAUACCAAGGGUGAGUGGAAACAGAAGGAAUUAUUUCUAAUUGACAGCAGAAACUUUUUCAAACUCAAUAUAAUAUAUAAGGUGUCUGUUCUUUUCAAGGUUCUAAGCUAAAUCAAGAGCUAUAAAUACAUGUUCAUACAAAUAAAGGUUUUUGAAGGUA
Cavia porcellus (domestic guinea pig) is the source of this 2498-nucleotide messenger RNA. It is a transcript of the gene Kbtbd4, whose product is annotated as kelch repeat and BTB domain containing 4. The record is from RefSeq and is a predicted model, not a curated record. Bases 250 to 1806 code for a protein of 518 amino acids. Lineage: Eukaryota; Metazoa; Chordata; Mammalia; Rodentia; Caviidae. Gene Ontology annotation, molecular function: protein binding. The transcript is spliced from 4 exons.